Molecule: messenger RNA, 567 nt
Organism: Abrus precatorius (Indian licorice)
Lineage: Eukaryota; Viridiplantae; Streptophyta; Magnoliopsida; Fabales; Fabaceae
Exons: 2
Coding region: 1-567 (188 amino acids)
Molecular function (GO): protein binding
Source: RefSeq, a predicted model, not a curated record
AUGAUGCUGACUACAUAUGUAAAUGGAAUCAAGAAAGAUAUUGUUGUUGCUGUCCAGAAAAAUGGCUAUGCUUGGGCUUUAGAUCGCGACAAUGGCAAUAUCACUUGGUUUACAGAAGCUGGGCCUGGUGGGCUAGCAGGGGGUGGACAUUGGGGUGCAGCAACUGAUGAAAAGAGGGUGUACACCAACAUUGCAAAUUCUAUGGCCCUAAAUUUCACUCUUUUGCCAUCAAAUAAGAAUACAACCGCUGGUGGGUGGGUGGGAAUGGAUAGCUCAAGUGGGAGAGUUUUAUGGUCAACAGCUAACCCAAGAAACAGCACAGCCAAUGGCCCAGUUAGUGUUGCAAACGAUGUUGUCUUUGCUGGAUCCACAGAUAGCAAUGGAUUCAUCUUUGCAAUGAAUGCCAAAAAUGGAAAAAUUUUAUGGUCCUAUAAAACUGGAGCAAGUGUCUAUGGAGGCAUGUCAGUUAAAAAUGGGUGCAUGUAUGUGGGUAAUGGUUACAAUGUAAGCCUUGGGGCACUCUUGAACAUGACUGGUGGACUCUUCCUCUUUGCGUUCUGUGUUUAA